This is a messenger RNA of Schistocerca serialis cubense, 5288 nucleotides long. Its product is annotated as (E3-independent) E2 ubiquitin-conjugating enzyme UBE2O. The record is from RefSeq and is a predicted model, not a curated record. The transcript has 20 exons. The coding region runs from base 204 to 4217 and encodes 1337 amino acids. Lineage: Eukaryota; Metazoa; Arthropoda; Insecta; Orthoptera; Acrididae.
GUCGUUUUGCAUUUGUCAUAGCUCCUUUCAUCAAAAGAAUGUUUAUUUGCCUGUAUUAAUUGUUUUGAGCUAAGUAAGGUUGGGGAGGAAAUUAUACUUUUUGGUUUUAUAAUGGUAUAACCGUUUGCAAAUCGCGUCAACAGUGUCUUGUAUUUGGUUCGAUCAGUUAAUUUCCUGUCAGUGAGUACGGAGUGAAGACCAUCAUGGCUGCGGAGCACCAGUAUUUCUAUGAGGAUGAAGUUUAUAGAGUUAAUAAGAAGGGCAACAUAGAGUUUGGCAUGGUUUUGGAAAAUUCAGAGCUUGUCAGUAGUGAUGAGAAUUCGGAUGCAGAAGAUGGUGGCCGUAUGAAGAAAGGGCACAUACGUGUUGCGUGGCACCCAACUGGAGUGGAAGAAGUCAUUCCAGAGCGAAAGGUAUGUUUGGCCGAUCGUUCAUUGAUGCCCGGUGAUGUUGUUCGACGUAUGGUGAAGGGCAAGGACACACAGCGUGGAUAUUGUCGUGACAUACGAGUGACUGCCAGUGUCCAAGUUGUUGGCAGUAAGCAAGUCAUUCCAAAUGUCAAGAGUGAACACCUAAUACCUCUGGAGGAGUUUGCAGCCGAUAUUGCUGCCUGUCUUGAUUCCUGGGUAGGAGGAAUAAAAACUGUGCAAUCUAAACUUCAGCUACGCUGUGCUGAUGGGUCUCGAUGUGUUGUGAAUGACAUUGAUGCAUGUGGUUUAGAAGACUUCAAUGAAAAGCGAGAUUGUGAAUGUGAGUUUCCUGGUCACCGUGAAGACUUUUACCCAGGCCAAACUCUGUGGGGACCUCUACAUUGUUUAGAAGAAGCUGAUUGGGUCCACUGUACAAAAGAAAUGAAGGCAAUGCGUUCGAAACCUAACAAAUUUAUCAAAGUAGUGGUUGAAGAAGUUAAAACUGAAAGUGUUGGCGUGCACUGGCAGUGUCGUGCAUAUUCCCGUGAAGGAGCAGGCAAUGACAAGGAGCAGCCUAAAUUUUUAGUGCAGGGAGAAGACUUGAAAAGACUGAAAUUGCUGAAUGUGUUUGAACCUUGCACAUUGCAAGUUGGUGACCGAAAUUUCUAUACCUUCCGUGAUGAGGAUACAGUUAUCACCAAGGAACAGUGGAGGCGAUCUCAACGUGAGCUUAUACUGUCAUCAAAUACAAUUGUCAAUGGUCCAAAUAAGAGGAGCACAAGGCGGCCACGUGGUCCCCGCUGGUUGACAGCACCUUCAUGGUUCUUGCACAGCUCCAUUCAGAGGGCAUCUCAUCUGAGAUCAACACCAGCCCAUGCAGGUAUGAUGGAAGUUAUACCAGCUGCAGAAAGGAAUGGUACUGAAGGUGGAGAUGAAGAAGAAAAAAAACAGCAGAUUGUCCCCCAGGAACAGCUGGUCCAAGAGCAACAUCAGGCUGUUCCAGUGGCACCUGUCUCCAAUAGUGGCAACCCCAGUUUGCUUCCACCUCCGCCACCACAGACAGCUGCAUCGCCUGAACAGCCAAGUAGCAUGUCUGACUGGGAUACGGAGGACACUGCUAGCAUAUCAGACACAGCUUCUGUUAGCAGUGGCUGUAGCUCUACUGGAUCACAAGGCAAAAAGAAACGGGGCCCAGCCUUGAUGACAAAAGUUUUAAAGAAAAAGAAGCUUCUCCGUACUCGGAAACGUGCUCCCCCUGUACAGUUGACACCUGGAACACGUGUUGUUGUAGAAACACUUUCAACUUCUUCAGUAGCUGAUGUGGUGUGGCAGGAUGGUUCUGUAGAGUACAAUAUUCCAUCAACUGAGCUGUAUCCAAUACACCAUCUGGAUGAUCAAGAAUUCUUUCCUGGAGAUUUUGUGAUUGAAAACAAGGAGGAUGCAUGCAUGAGAGUGUAUGGUGUUGUUCAAAGUGUGGACCAUGCUGGACGUACUGCCACUGUCAAAUGGUUCAAGACAUAUGCUUCUCUCGAAACUCCACAACCUCAGCUUUUGGAACAGAAUGAAGUUAGUGUGUAUGAUCUGAAAGACCAUCCAGACUUCCAGUAUCGACCAGGUACUGUGGUAAUCAGGGUGGCAAACUUUGAAGGAGAGGAUGCAAAUUGCACUGCAGGUCAAGUGCUAGAUAAUUAUCCAGAAGGAAAGGUUCGUGUCUGGUGGGUUGACGGACAUAUCAGCAUGUCCUGGCCACAGGAUCUGUAUAAAGUUGGUGAAUAUGACAGUGAUGAGGGAGAAUUCUGGGAUGAUAAUAGUAGUGAAGCUUCUUGGGAGACGGAAUCUGAAGAUUGCUUCAUUGCUGAAGAAGUUGGCCAGGAAGAUGAACUGCAAGAAAUGUUGAAGCCCAAACUAGCAGCCAACAUAGAAAAGGCCAGAAUUGCCAUGUCUCGGCUGGAGGAAAUUUUUACUCAAAACCCUGCAUUACAGACAACAUCUGUAAUGCGUCAGCUUCUUGAUGUUUACAAAGAUUGUAGGUAUCUGGAUAAACUGAUGGGUACAUCUUUCUUCCAUGAAAGCCAUUUCCAAGGAUUAUUGGAACGUGUUCGUGAACGUGGUCGUGCAAAUGUAGCUCAGCGUGUUGCCGAUCAAGUGAAUAGAUUGUUUCAUCGGAAUCAACAGGUACCUGCUAUUGACCAGGAUGACUCUGGCGACCAGGACAUUGAUCCAUCACGUGAUAUUGCAUUAGCAUCUGGAGAGUUCCUUUUGAGUGAGAACUUGGCAAGCCUUGAAAGGCGUGUCGUGACUGCUGCUAACAAUUCACGAAACUCAGAGACUGCACCAAGCCGGAAAUUACAAGAGAAACCAUCUGCUGCAACUAACUUGAGUAAAUCUGAAGGUGUACCAGGCAGUGGACAACAGCAACAAGCUUCUGAAGGCAGAGCUGCGAGGUAUAGCUCCCAGGCACAGCAGCAGAAUCAGCAGCAGCCUACUGUUGCAAAUUCACAUGUUUGUGUCAAGUUGUGUGCACUUAUCAAGGCCCAGCUUGUACAAGCCCAUGCUGAAGUUACACGGAGGUUUGGUGGUAAUCAGGGACUUAUGGCAUUAAGUGAUGCUUUGAGUGAAUCACCUCAUCCUGGAGAGAAGCAGGAUGCUGAAGAACCAGAACCAAUGGAAGAGGACUUGCCAGCAGUUGCAGCUGUGCCUACAAAUGAUGCAAAAACUCCUUCACAGAAGGCCAAAGCAACUGUAGGUCAGCCAGGCAAGACAUUUAGGGUGUCGGCAUCAAACAAUACCAAGGCUCCCACCUGCCCUACAGGGGACGAGCUGCCAGUGGAACCUUCCCAGAAGGAAAAGUCAUCUGGUCCAGAAACGCCAUCCAGUCCUGCACCAACUGCUCAAGGAGCUGCCGCUGCAGAUGAAGAUGUGGGGGAAGCUUUCUCUGUUAUGGAGGCAGCACCUAAUAGCCACAAAUUUAAGCUGACAAUGUUUCAACCGACCGACCCACAGAAUUUCUUCCGCACAGUUCGCAAAGAGUUAAAGUUGCUCCGAACCUCAUUACCAGAUGGCAUAUGGGUAAAAGGCUUCGAGGACCGAAUGGAUCUCUAUUCAGUGAUGAUCCGUGGACCAGAGCGGACACCUUAUGAAGAUGGGUUAUUCUUCUUUGACUUCCAACUGUCAGCAGAUUAUCCAAAAGCUCCACCACUAUGUCAUUACAUCAGCUAUUGCAGUGAUCGUUUGAACCCAAAUCUUUAUGAAGAUGGGAAGGUUUGUGUUAGCUUACUUGGUACCUGGAGUGGGAAAGGAACAGAAGUCUGGACAUCUAAUUCGAAUCUUCUGCAAGUAAUUGUUUCCAUUCAAGGUCUCAUACUAGUGAGUGAACCAUACUUCAAUGAAGCUGGUUAUGAGAAACAGAAAGGUUCACAGCAAGGAAAAGAAAAUUCUCGAAUGUACAAUGAAAUGGCUGUGCUAAAAUUGGUUCAGGCAAUGACAAAGCUGCUUCUGCAACCUCCUUCAGUUUUCAAAGAAGAAAUCAUCAUGCAUUUUAACAAUAAUGCCAGCAAAUUGCUGAGGCGGUUGGAAUCAUGGCUGGACAUCUCAGAGCGAUACAAUUCAUCACAUCCCCUGUCGCCUACAACACCAACUACGUUCCGUCAGCUGCAUGAGACAGAAUUAACAAAUGACUUGAAAGUCCCGCUACCUGAUUUUCCUCUGAUUCCUGCCUCGAAAGGAUUCUGUCUCACACUACGCAAAACUUUGGUCACAUUCCGUGAGGUUCUUGCAUCGGUGGGUGUCCUGACACCCGCCAGUUAGUACAUGCUUCAUCCACAUUGCCUACAUUUAGCAACAAGUUGCCUCAGCGCUCACUAUAGGCACUCUGCGGUAGGCCAUGCUGCCAUCCCUCCCAAAUAUUUAUUUAUUCUUUCUGCCCAGUCACUGGCACUACCGUAUAAUGAAGAAUGGACACGGACUUAACUGUUGUUUUGUUGGUGAUUAUAGUAUUGGUGACGUAUUGAAACAAUCUUUUACCUUCAUCUUUAUUUAAGAGUAACUCCAGUGUCAAAAAACUUAACUGCAGCAUAGGAAUUUCCUUAAAAGCAAACUACACCUCUUCUACAUCGUAUGUUUGGAGAAAAGACUAUAAACAUGUAGAAUUUGCUAGUAUUUUUUGUUCAUACUUUAAUUGUAAAAUUUAGAUCGGUCAUAAUAAAUAAAAAUCAGUAAAGAGAAUAUUGUACAGUACAUCCACUCCUUAGGUAUGAGCAGUCACUUUUCCACACAACUGUGAUGCAACGAAAUGCUGUGCUGCUACUGUUGCUGCUCUUUGUAAGUUUUGACAUCAUGUCAGUACGAGUAUAGGCAUUGCUCCUGACCUUCGUUUCUUCUGUUAAUAAAUUUUCUGUUAACUCAGGGAGUUCUGAUAAUUUUGUCUGGCUCUUGUGAUCGUGUGUAAUGUAAGGACAUUGAAAAGUGGUGCUGAAAAAUAUAUCAUCAUGUAGAUAAAUAUUUAAAAAUGAACUGUUGUAUAUUUAAUGUAUGUAUAUCUGCUGUGUAAUUGUCAAUAUGUGAAGUACCACAGUGAAGGGAAUUCCUAUCCCAAGACAGUCAAGAUUAUCAGUUAACUGUGUUUGAUUGUUUUUACUCUGAUUUUGUGUAACAAAACACAGCAUUUUUCAGUGUGUAAUGUGAAGAAACUGUUAUUUAUAAGACUCUUUGAAAAGGCAUUUUUAUGGAACAGAACUGGUUCUUGCUCUGCAUGCAAUUGCUCCGUUGUAAAUUACAUACACAUAUAUAUUUUUUCCUGAUACUAUAAUAAGAAAUAUCUGGUAUAUUGUUGAAGUGUAAAAUGCAAGCACAAAAAUAAAAUUAAGUUUGGUUCGUUGA